Acytostelium subglobosum LB1 is the source of this 318-nucleotide messenger RNA. RefSeq lists its product as hypothetical. The coding region runs from base 1 to 318 and encodes 105 amino acids. Gene Ontology annotation, cellular component: cytosolic large ribosomal subunit; ribosome. Gene Ontology annotation, biological process: translational elongation; cytoplasmic translation. Gene Ontology annotation, molecular function: structural constituent of ribosome; ribonucleoprotein complex binding; protein kinase activator activity. The record is from RefSeq and is a predicted model, not a curated record. NCBI's taxonomy places the organism in Eukaryota, Evosea, Eumycetozoa, Acytosteliales, Acytosteliaceae. The transcript has 3 exons.
AUGUCUGUCGAACUCGCCAUCAACUACGCUACCCUCAUCUUGCACGACGCUCAGGCACCAAUCACUGCCGAGAGCAUCAUCGCCCUCGCUGGCGCUGCUGGCGUCAAGGUCCCAACCCACGUUGCCCAGCUCUACGUUGCUACCUUCGCCAAGAAGAGCGUUGACAGCAUCUUGACCGUCAACGUCGCUGCUGCUGCUGCCCCAGCUGCCGCCGCCGCCGCUGCCCCAGCUGCUGCUGCUGCCAAGAAGGAGGCUCCAAAGAAGGAGGAGAAGAAGGAGGAGUCUGAUGAUGACAUGGGAAUGGGUCUCUUCGAUUAA